CCUCUUUGGUUCACAGCCUCAUCGCCACCCAAAUGGGUCUUCUUUCCUGGUUCAAGGGCAAGCCACAGGCGCAACCCGAAUCCAAGCCUAAAUCCGCCUCGAAACUCGAAACCUCGGUGGCUGAGGUUCCUGGAAUGAACGGUGCCGUAGAGGUUCCCAGACCAGCUGUUGGUGUCACUGUAUUUGAGUUCGGGUCGGUCGCUGCAACCGGAGACAAAGUGACUCUCGCUGGCUUCUGUCCCGUUUCUGAGGACCUCGAGCCCUGCCGCUGGGAGCUUCUUCCUGCUAUUGGCGACGAUGCGCCGCAGUUCCGCGUAGUGUUCUGAGUGAAGGAAAACAAUCUGUAACUAGAUGACUUCAAUGGAUGCAACUGAAGGGAUGAUCUUGUCCAUGUUGGUGGGUGAAAAAAAAAAUUGCAAAUCCAACCACGUUGGUUCGUGUCUGUAUUUUUAGUGUUUUGAAUCCCAUUAGCUGCAGUUGAUUGUCUAAAGUACUUGAACAAGACAAUGGAAAUGUCUCAAAAUCAAAUGGAACAAGUAUCCAUAAUCUUGAUAAUGUAUUAGAGUUUGUUAUAUUUUUGCACUAUUGAUUUUGCUCUACCUUGUUAUGGAUAUUGUUUUGCUACAGAUGGGAUUGGGCUCGUGGUUUUAGCACC
Tripterygium wilfordii is the source of this 655-nucleotide messenger RNA. RefSeq lists its product as uncharacterized. Lineage: Eukaryota; Viridiplantae; Streptophyta; Magnoliopsida; Celastrales; Celastraceae. The record is from RefSeq and is a predicted model, not a curated record. The coding region runs from base 33 to 326 and encodes 97 amino acids. The transcript is spliced from 2 exons.